AUGAAUGACUUCAAGUAUUCUGAUGAUCAAGCAAGUAGAUUAUUGUCUUUAUAUUUUCCUGGUGCCAAAAAUGGGGUCAACAAAGCUCGUUUCGUUGAGCGUUUUCUGGUUGGAGAAUGGAAAACAAACGAAGAUGCCGUUCAGAUGGUCAUUCUCUAUUUCAUCCAUACUUUUGUUUUUUCUCAACUAGGUGAUGCACCUAUAUCGGUUGAUGAUUUCAAGAUGGUAGAAGAUGAUAGUUAUGAGCAAUAUCCAUGGGGGAAAUUAGCAUAUUCAAAAUUGAUAAAAGGAAUGCGUCAGGAGUUUUCAAAUGCCAAACAAAUGUAUCGUCUAGGCGGCAUGCCAUACGCUCUGAAUGUUUGGAUAUAUGAAUGUGCAUCUCAAGUUCCCUCUGAAAUUGCUAAACCUGAAGAUUCAACAUCGGCUGCCAAGGUCAAUUUCAGAGAACCUCAUGAAGUCACUGGAUUUGAGGACUUUUCAACAACACCACCCACUGAAUUUUUAAAGAGAUCCAGGGAUGUCGCUGAGACAUCUUCUCCACCUCCUUCCAAGAGAAUGAAGACUUCCCCUGCUAAAAAGCCAAUUCAAGUAGAAACAACCAACAUGCACAAGGAUUUCUUACCACCAAAUGAAUUAGAAAAUCUUGUUUCUCCUGACAAUGAACCGGGGGCAAAGUCACCAAAGGAAUCAGAAAAGCAUGUUUCUCCUGACAAUGUACCAGGGGCGAAGUCAGCUGUUGACCGAAAGUUCAAGCGUUUGGAGAACAAAAUGGAUUCAAAUCAUAUUGAUAUUUUAAAAGCCAUCGACAGUAUGGCGAACCGAAUGACUGGCACAUCAUCUCAAGUUAAAAAAGAUGAUUUUGAUCAAUCAUUCCAUGUGGUUGAACAACAAGAAGCACCUACUGGAUUGGAGGGACCUGAACCAUCCACCAUGAUAAUUCAGGUGGACAACAUAUCGGAACAAAGCAUUUCAGCAGAUGUUCCUGAAUUAUUUGAUCAGCAAGUUUAUUCUGAUACAUUAAAGGAAGAUGAACCAUCCGUCAAGGAUGUAUCAGCACACCAAAUGGAACCACAAAGAGCAGAUACUGAUCAGCUUAUUGCUGAUUCUGAUAAUAACACUGGAAAGAAAGAUAGAAGAGUAGCUGAUGAUAAAUCUGCCAAAGUAGAAGAGCAAGUCGAGGAGAUUGAAAAAGAAAAAAUCAAACCAAGCACAUCAGAAUCCAAUACUUCAGCACCAUUUUCGAUCGAAACUCUGGAUGUGAUAGAUGCUCUAAUAUAUGGACUUCCAUUACCAGCCAUGCCAUUAACAGCUGUUAGUCAUGAGCAAGUUCAGGAUGAAUGUCUAUUAUGCGAUAGCCAGCUACCAACCACUCUUCCAUCAAAAGCUAAUGUAUUGUCUGACGAUGCAAAGACACCAUCUCGAAGAAGCAGGAUUCCUUCGAAGAUCUUACAGUCGCCGUAUCUUUCAAACUUUGGGUCAAGUGAAAAGGGAAAGGAAAAUUUGUCAGAUGUUACGCAUCAGACACACCCUUUUGAAGGUUUUGGUAUAUGCUAUCAACCCCCUUCCGAGCUUGUCACAGACUACUCUCAAUGGAUAGAUAAAGAACUUCUAAAAUCACAUGGCAACAAGAAUUCGAAGGAGGAUCAUUACAGAUCUAAGUGCUCUUUAUUCGGCUUUGAAAAAAUGGACUUUAUUGUGGCAUUUCCUAAAGAUAAGAACUGGUUCUACCUAAUGUCACAGCCGGACAGAUGCUGGAACGAUGAGAAAUCGAAGAUGCAGUUGAGCAAUCGGUAUCGAUACACAACGACAAACUGCAUUUUCAAAAAUUACAUCGAAUAUGCGCACACACACUACUAUCACCUUCCACCUAACAUUUCUACACAAGAAGAUAUGGCAAGGGCCACUAUUACAGCUCAUCAAGAGAGAUCCGUGAAGAACAUAAUAAGAGGUUUCUCAAUACCAGCCGGUUUGCCCUGGUAUUUGGUAGAUGAGGUAUACAUUCCAGUAAACUGCGACAUGGAUUUUCAUUGGGUUCUUGCGGUAGUUGUGUUGAAAGAGAGUGGUUUCUUUGAUAACAACGAACGUACUGAUUGGUCGUCUCUUGAUUCAUACAAGGACAAAUCAACCGGUAACAUGCUUGAACCACAUCACCCAUUAGCAGUUGAGUAUGUUGAAGGAAUUGCGCAACAGGGAAAUGGCAGCUUGGAUUGUGGAGUUUUCCUGGCCAUGUUUGCUGAAUAUCUUAGUGAUGGAAUUUCUAUUCCAAAUACCGGACUAAACGCUGAAUUCUUCCGUUCAAGAUAUGCCGCACUCUUAUGGAGAUAUGGUUGUCAGAAGGCCAUGGAUGGUUAUGUUAGCGAUAACGACGAUCCAAAAAAACCAAGGAGAGACAUAUCUCUAAACCAAGGAGAACUGAUUGAUGUCCAAUAA
Solanum dulcamara is the source of this 2430-nucleotide messenger RNA. RefSeq lists its product as uncharacterized. The record is from RefSeq and is a predicted model, not a curated record. Gene Ontology annotation, biological process: proteolysis. The transcript has 10 exons. The coding region runs from base 1 to 2430 and encodes 809 amino acids. NCBI's taxonomy places the organism in Eukaryota, Viridiplantae, Streptophyta, Magnoliopsida, Solanales, Solanaceae. Gene Ontology annotation, molecular function: cysteine-type peptidase activity.